AUGAAACGUCAAACUGAUACUAGUUGGAGUUGGGAAGAACUUCCUACAAAAACCACCAAUGAAACAUUUGUUACUAUGGACACAAAAAAUGUAAAUGAAGGCCUAACAACUGCUUGUUUUAAUAUUCCACAAACGAUCAGUGGAGUGAUUGAUAUAAUAAAAAAUACAAGUGUAGACGAUGAAAUUGAAAGAAUUUAUGUAACAACCGCUUGUUCUCGUUGUCAGAAACGUCACAUAAAAUGCGACGACCGAAAGCCUUCAUGUUGUAACUGUGAAGAAAAGGGUUGUGAGUGUAUUCGUAUUCAGCCGGAACUUCGGCGUGGCCGUCCCCGAGGUACGCUUAAUGGACAGGGGAAACACCCCAAAAGAAUUACAAACAAUGGAUUUAAGAAAACUAGAAAACCCAGAAAAAAACAAUCGAUUGAAUCUAACAAUGCCAAAUUUAACAAUACCAUAAAAGAAUUACUCAAUCAUGAAGGUGUUGGUUUUUACGGAAAUAAUAAUAAUGAUCCAUCAACUUUGGGUUUUUAUAAUGGAUUGACGCCCUCCUCAUCUUUUCAAAGUAGAUCGCCAACACAUUUAUAUUCGUUCACAUCUUCGCAUGAUACUUACGAUAUUAACAAUAACAAUACUGUAUAUAGAAGUAGCAACUUGACUGAUUCACCAAUUCAAGAUCCGUUCAGCUUUUUUGACAUCCCCAAUCGAUACAAUGUGCACCAAUUUCAAAUUCCACCUGAAAACACUAGUGAUUUUGUGCUUGGUCCGAAUGCAUUAUCGUUAACUACGAAUAUUGAUCUUGAUAUAGUUGAUAAUAACUAUGAAGGUGAAUACCAUAAUGUGUUAAUGGACGGUUCAUUGGAUACGUUCAAUAGUUCUACACCAAUGGAUGGACCAUAUGUGGAUUAUUUUAACACACAUCUAUCAUACAAAUACAGCAAAUGUUGGUAA
Messenger RNA from Entrophospora sp. SA101, 948 nucleotides. NCBI's taxonomy places the organism in Eukaryota, Fungi, Glomeromycota, Glomeromycetes, Entrophosporales, Entrophosporaceae. The record is from the annotation of a GenBank genome assembly.